UGUGCCCUUUUCUUUUUCCCAAUAUUUAAAUGAAGAUUAUAAGGUUAAAACAACGUCUAUAUAAAGGGAGAGAAGAGGGUGUCUACGAGCAUAAACCAAAUUAAACCCAUUUUUAGAAGUAAAGUUGGGGAAAAUGGGGUCAUCAAUGACCUCUCUCUUUCUCACUCUUUUAGUUCUAGCAGUGUCUCUCAGUUUGCCUUUUGAAACCUCUGCAGAUUACACUUAUUCUUCUCCUCCACCACCUCCUAAGAAAUACCCACCACCACCCUACCAUUACAAGUCUCCCCCACCGCCUCCUCCGGUCUACUCUCCUCCACCACCACCACACAAGAAACCUUACAAGUACAAAUCUCCUCCCCCACCAACUCCUGUUUACAAGUAUAAGUCUCCACCACCUCCACCACCAUCACCACCCAAGCAUCCUUACAAGUACAAGUCUCCUCCACCUCCACCACCAUCACCACCCAAGCAUCCUUACAAGUACAAGUCCCCACCACCACCACCACCAUCACCACCUAAACACCCCUACAAGUACAAGUCCCCACCCCCACCAUCACCACCCAAGCACCCUUACAAGUACAAGUCUCCACCCCCACCACCUCCAGUUUACAAGUAUAAGUCUCCACCACCUCCACCUCCAUCACCACCCAAGCACCCCUACAAGUACAAGUCUCCACCCCCACCACCUCCAGUUUACAAGUAUAAGUCUCCACCACCUCCACCUCCAUCACCACCCAAGCACCCUUACAAGUACAAGUCCCCACCACCUCCACCACCAUCACCACCAAAGCAUCCUUACAAAUACAAGUCUCCACCACCACCACCAUCCCCACCUAAGCAUCCCUACAAGUACAAGUCCCCACCACCACCACCACCAUCCCCACCAAAGCAUCCCUACAAGUACAAGUCCCCCCACCACCACCACCGUCACCACCCAAGCACCCCUACAAGUACAAGUCACCUCCACCACCACCACCAUCACCCCCCAAGCACCCUUACAAGUACAAGUCCCCACCCCCACCGUCACCACCUAAGCACCCCUACAAGUACAAGUCACCCCCACCACCCCCACCAUCACCCCCCAAGCACCCUUACAAGUACAAGUCUCCACCACCUCCUCCUCCAGUUUACAAAUACAAGUCUCCUCCUCCACCCCCACCCCAUUAUGUCUACGCUUCACCCCCUCCUCCUCACCACUACUAAGCCACGGCUUUGACCGUGCUCCAAUCCAAGGAAAAGAUAAUGCUGUGAUGCAAAUAAAGCUACAAAAAGAUAGUUUGAAAAGGAUAUAUCUAGAGAGAUAAAGCAAAAGAUUGGGACCCUAGACUAGUCUCCGCGUUUGAAGUGAAGAACAAUAAUGAUGUAGACAAAUUGCAUUUCAAUGCUGUAUUAUUCAGUGGUUUCGCCCGUAUUUAUUUAUUUCCAAUUCUGCGUAAUAAUAAAAAUGAUUAGUAUAUAUAA
Gossypium arboreum is the source of this 1461-nucleotide messenger RNA. Its product is annotated as extensin-3-like. The record is from RefSeq and is a predicted model, not a curated record. The coding region runs from base 134 to 1216 and encodes 360 amino acids. NCBI's taxonomy places the organism in Eukaryota, Viridiplantae, Streptophyta, Magnoliopsida, Malvales, Malvaceae. The transcript is spliced from 2 exons.